GAGUGGGGGGAGAACUGGGGAGUGUUUCCCUGUUGCUCAGCAGUCCCAGACUUCCUUUAUGAAGCCCCUUUUCUUCAUGCUGUACGGGGUGGGGCGCUGGUGUGAGAGGGGACAGACUGGGGCCAUACCUGGGUCCUCCUAUUUUCCCUUCUUGGUUCCUCUCCAUAUGCUGCCCUGCAGGCUUGGUAGCGUUGGGGAACUGGAGUGGGGGCAGGUACACACUUCCCUCCCCUCCACAGCCACCUGACUAAAGAAUCCACAAUAAAUCCUCGCCUCCUAGGGUUUUCCGUGUAGUUACUUUUGGAAAAGAGAAAAGAAGCACUCACUGACACCGCCCCCGCCCCCCCCUUCUAGCCCGUUACCCUUCUCCCUUUACUUUGUCUGCUCCUAGCUCUCAAAUGGUGCUGUAGUUUGUCAUGGUAUUCCUCUAUAAGAAAACGUAAACUUAACCUGACUGUUUCGUUGGCACUCGGUGGUACCAGACACCCUGUGGGGGUGUGGGAGGAGUGAAGGGUUUCACGUUUUUAGAAAUGCAACUAAAGUUUCUUAUUUCUAGUCCUUCAGGGACAGUGAAUCUUAUUGGAUUUCCAUAAAAUUGCUUUGCUUCUCUGCUUCAGUCCAGUGUCUUGUAGGGUGACUUGUCUGAUCAUCUUACAUUCUUGGAGGAAUUUCUUUUUGGUUGCCUUUCUGUAGCCCGGCAGAUGCAGCUGUGUGCACGUUGUAUUACUUACAGCUGGUGUGAUGGUGCACAUGCACAUGGUGGCGGAGUUAAAGUUAAGGCUGCUGUUGGAUAAUACUUAGCACUUUUCAUCUGAGAAGCAUAAAACUGUCAGGUUGGUGUCUGGCUUAGAUGAUUUCCUUGCUCAGCUUUAUCUCUGCACUAACAGUUCCAUUUGAUGGGGUAUUUGGAAGAUUUACUCAUAAUCUUGAACGUCUUUACCUGCGUCAGACCCCUCUGAAGGGGGGAAGUGUUGCGAUCCUCAUUUUACAGAUGGGGAGCAGAGCCACAAGAGGCUAAGUGACUUGAGCAAGGUCAUUCGAGAAGUCAGUGGUGGAGCAGGGAAUUGAACACCCAUGUCCCAGGCUCGCACCUGUGAUUGUUUUAUUUGUAUUACCAUAGUGCAUAGGAGUCCUAGUCAUGGACCAGGCACUGUUGUGCUUGGCGCUAUACAGAUCUAGCCAGUGGACCAUCCUUCUUUAUCACCUGAUGUUUGGUACCGCAGGAGGAGGAUGUAUUGUGCAGAGUGCCAUCUGCUGGAUGGUACCCGACCACUGAUGUAUGUUGUUCGCCUCAUAACUGAAACCGACUUAGUUUAGAUUUUGCUUGGAUCUUCCUUCCCACAUGAGGAGUGUUGCCUCGCUACAGCACACAAAAACCCUCCACAAAAGCAUUCCUCCGUGGGACAAGGCAUUGUCCACAGGUGCCAUUGAGAAAUUUGGGGGCUCGGUAUGACAUGUUCACUAGGGCCCCACCCACUCCCAUUUCACUUUAUGCAGCGGUGACAGAUGUUUUGGGGAGCAACCGUGAGCUCAGGCCCCAGUACAAUUGCCCCUCAUCAGCCCUGGUUGUCCAUGUGCAGUUCCACAGAGGUUAGGCUUGGGUUCUCCAGCAGUUGCAGAGGAGGGCUGGAUUAAUUCUUUUCUAUCCACAUGCAGUACCUCAGCAUAGGUAGGGGCCGUGGAGACUUAAGGAGGAAGGAUCCAAAUUUCCUAGCAUGGCAGGGGGAAGGCGCAUGAAGACUCUCAGCAGCAGCAGCCUUGCGGUGAGAUGUUCUUGGACCACAAGCUGUUAUGGGCAGCUUGAGGAUAAGCGUAGCUGCCUCGGCUAUGGACUCCUCUGUCUGGUUCUAUGGCUCCUGGUGCUGAAUCUGAACUCAAGUGAGCUUACCAGGCUCAGAAGUGGCCUGUCCUGGGACCUGCACGGUAGCAGAAAUAAUAUUUCUUAUCUGUGGUUCAGCUGCCCCCCCCCCCCCGAGGGAAGGAUGGUCUUGUGACCAAAGCACAGAGCAGGAGUCCCAUGCUAUGUUCCUAGCCCUGCCACUGACUCAGUGUGUGCCCUUUGGCAAGUCAUAUAAUGUCCCUGUGCCUCAGUUUCCCUAUUAGUAAGUUUGGGGUAAUAUCUUGAGGAAGGCUAAGAAAAUGUAACGCUUUAAUCAUAAUAUUUGUAAAGUGUCUCCAGGUCCUCAGAUAAGCGGUGCUGUGUUAGUGCAGGAAGCAGUCCAUUCCUCGUGCACUGAGGCUGCUCCCCUGAAACAGUAAGUUUGGCAUACAGAAGAGCCAAAGACAGUGUUAUCUAGACAAAGCUUUGGGGUGUGUUCGGACUAGCAGUCAAGGUGUGUUCUUACUACAUGUUCAAGUCCUAACGACAAGGCAGUAUGUAGUUUUCAUGUGUGUUAGCAGGUUGAGGUACAUGCUUGGAAACUUCCCUGGGAUUUCACCUCGUGAGCUAGUGCAUGGUACGAUCACUCUCCUUUUUGCUUGAUGAAGACCAGGGCACGGUCAUUGCUGAGUUGUUGAUCAAGGCUGCAGAGGUAUCAGGAGGAGCAGGUGCCCAGAGAACUCAACAAGGAUCCAGAUGCUGUACAAAAACACGCAAAGAUGGAUAUAGAAGACUACAAUGGACGCUCCUACAUAUCUGGAAUCUGUUCUUCCUGGAAGGUGAGUGGCUGAGUUCACCCUACCACUGCCAUGCAGACAUGCACACACAGCCUGUAUUUCAGUGCUGUUUCCAAGGAGUUGGCUGUGAGAACACUCCAGGGUAUCUUCAGCAAGGUAGAAUCAUUGGGGAUUCCUCUCUGGAGAAGGAGUUCAGCUCGGCGAUCGUGGGACCCACGGUGAGCACCCCAAACAGCCAGCACUCCUCCCCGAGCCGCUCCCUGAGUGCGAACUCUAUCAAGGUGGAAAUGUAUAGUGAUGAAGAAGCCAGCAGGCUGCUGUCGCAGGACGACCGCCUCCUUGAGAAAGAGGACAGCGUGAUUGUGGAGGACUCCCUCUCUGAGCCCCUGGGGUACUGUGACGGCACGGGGCAGGAGCCUCACUCUCCAGGCGGCAUCCGUCUCCCCAAUGGCAAGCUGAAAUGUGACAUCUGCGGGAUGGUGUGUAUCGGCCCCAACGUGCUGAUGGUGCACAAACGGAGCCACACGGGAGAAAGGCCGUUCCACUGCAACCAAUGUGGAGCUUCCUUCACGCAGAAGGGGAACCUCCUGCGGCACAUCAAACUGCACUCUGGCGAGAAACCCUUCAAAUGUCCCUUCUGCAACUACGCCUGCCGCCGGCGAGACGCGCUCACCGGCCACCUCCGCACGCACUCAGUCGGCAAGCCCUACAAAUGCAGCUACUGCGGCCGGAGCUACAAGCAGCAGAGCACGCUGGAGGAGCACAAGGAGCGCUGCCACAACUAUCUGCAGAGUCUGAACGCUGAGCAGCAGUCGCUGGCCAGCCAGCAAGGUGAUGAGAUGCGAGACCUGGAGAUGGUGCCAGAUUCUCUGCUUCACCCCUCGUCCGAUCGGCCGACGUUCAUCGACCGGCUGGCGAACAGCCUCACCAAACGGAAACGCUCCACACCUCAGAAAUUUGUGGGGGAGAAGCAGAUGCGAUUCAACCUCUCCGACCUCUCCUUCGAGGUGAACUCCAGUUUCGAGAAGGACGUGGAGCUAGUGGCCGCCCACCAGCCCAUCGACCCCAGGUAUGGCAGCUCUCUGUCGUUUGUGGGGUCCGAGCACCUGCGCCCCCUCCACCUCCCCUCCGCAAACUGCAUCUCGGAGAUCACACCUGUGAUCAGCUCCGUCUACACCCAGAUCCAGCCCGUCCCGGGCCGGCUGGAAAUCCCGGGGAGCCGAGAAGCCACCGAAGGCCAUGAGGACAUUCCUGAGGGGGCGCAGAUUGUGUACCGGGGGCGCGACCAGGGCGUGUCGCCCAGCAACGGCUGCCAGGAUUCCACAGACACUGACAGCAACCACGAAGAGAGGACCUCGCAGCUGCCAGCGGGGAACUGCACCAGCAGCCGGCAGAGCCCAGCCUACGCCAAAGAGGACCCCAAGCUGCAGGAAGGCACCCCUGCUGCCCGAGCAACGCCCAGCUCAGCCAAAGACGUCCUGCGUGUGCUGAACGAGGAGGGGGAGCAGGUGAAAGCCUUCAAGUGCGAGCACUGCCGGAUCCUCUUCCUGGACCACGUGAUGUUCACCAUCCACAUGGGCUGCCACGGCUUCAGAGACCCUUUCGAGUGCAACAUCUGUGGCUACCACAGCCAGGAUCGGUACGAAUUCUCCUCCCACAUAGUGCGGGGCGAGCACAAAGUGUAGGCAAACUCAGUUCUCCCCCUUCGCCCUGACUGCCCUGUGACUCCUCCCCCUGGCUCUAGCUCCGCCCCCCGGUGGGCAUGGACCAUUUUUUCUUUUAUACUCCUUUGCACUGACUUUGGCUACAAAAUAUUUAAAAAAAAAAAUCAAUAAUUAAAAAAAAAUCACGAGGGGAGCUCUUAACGAUUUGCCUUUUUAUAACCGGAGUUAUUUAAAUAUUGUUAACGGAUUUUUUAAUUCUUUGUGCUUUUCCCUCCUGGUCCUCCCUUGGUUAUUUAUUAAGCUUUCUAUUUCUUUAGAACUCUCUCCCUAAAGCUCUUUGAAUUUUUGUCAGAGACUUGAUCUACUUCUCUCUGUGCCGAGAGGAGCACGUAAACCUCAAGCACAUGUUGACGUAACAUGCACACGCGUGAACGCACGUCUUACGGUUUAAGCCUCUCACCCCCGCCCCUUCCUUCUGACUUGUUUUGGUUUCGGUCCUGAGCCACCUGUCAAGCUGCCGUAAUCUCAGAUUAGGUGCUAAAGAGAAGAGAACUCCCCUGGCCAGGAAGCCACGAGCUAGCCACAGGGGGUGUCCGUAGGGUGAAUGCGCCCCAAGCUUUAAUGGGAGGUGUCUCUGUGGCAUGAAACUGCCUGGAGCGCAGACCAGUGCCCCCAGGAGUCCUCUGUCCGGAGGCGGCUGGUUGACAGCUUUGUGAUGAAGUCUCCUGUAGCAGGCAGAGAGGCACAGAGCAGCCGGGGAGGAUGAAGCUGUCGCAGUGCCACCUGUUGAAGGAAGGUGGAGCUGUGCAGGCCCUUUGCCAGGGCUCCAACGCUCAUGGCUUUUAAGUACAAACUGCGUCUCGGUUCAGAGGUAGGAGGGUAAAGGCUUGGCGGGUCUGGGUGGGAUCCAGCUGUGCCCGUGAAGACAUUAAAGUACUUUAGCCGGGAGGACAGCAGGCAUCUGGGAUCCGCUAGCGUGUUGAGCUGAGGAGAACACUGGCUGAAUUAGCUUCCAUCUUGUCAGCAUCUGGGGUCAGCUCUUGUAAGUGUGAGUAAGAAGCUGGCCUAGGCCUCGGUCCUGGAUUAGGCACCUGUCACUGACUCCUGCUCCCCCAAAGCACUUCGCUUCCUUUAGCAAGGAUAGCGGUGACCCCUCUGCCUGCUGAGCCCUGGAGACCUGGCCUUGAUCCCACAAGGACCUUGGUAGUGUCACCUAGUGAACGGUCGCUGGGGACGGUAUCCAGGGAAGGAAGUACGGUCAUUAAACAGGCCAGCCCCUAGGAACGCUAAUCCCAUCCCUUCAUUCCGUGCUGCCUGGUUGAAGAGUUUCUUCCUCUUCGGCAGCUUUGCCCAGGGGUCGCCACUGGGCAGUUUGCCGUCUGAUUCCGUAGCUUCCCAGGGAGCACAUGUCUGGCUGUUGUUUGCACAGAGGAAUUGGGUCAGUUGCAUAAGCCCUAAAGAGCUGCACUUUCAAUGCGAAAGCUUGUUGUUGGGUUGGUUGGGGUCGCUUUGCCCCACAGGUAGUUGUGGUGCUGCGUGGCACAGCAGAGAGAUGUGGAAGUUGUGUCUCUAGCACUUGUGCGUAAGCAGGUUGUGUCUUUAGAGUGAUGUGUUAAAUGUAUGAGUCUAGGGGCGUGGGAGGGAUUUGCUGCAUCAGAGAAGUGGCUUCCAUUGAGAGUUGAGUCUGCCCCAGCAGACUGCUAACUCCUGGCAGGUGCUCAAGCCCCCUGGGUGAGGGAAUUGACCGGGAUCUUGCUUUGUUACUGUAUGGAAACAUCCAAGAAAUGGGGAAGGGUGACUGCUGGCUUCUGGGACUUGCAAAGCUAGCAGAAUCUGUGGGGCUGUGGGUUCUGCUGCUGCUUCCUGGAAGCAGGAAAUCAUGUCAAUGGAACCCCCCCAAAAAUAAUGAAGGGAGAGGUCCCCAGAAUCCUAGAACUAGCCGUGAUCCCCGGGAGAGGGAUUUUAAAACAGUCCAUUCAGUCUGUGGACAAAGUGCGGGAGGGCUGCACUGACGGGGGGUUGGUAGCCAAUGGGCGGGCUUUCACCUGCUCCAGAGAGGAGGCAGAGAAGCAGGCAGCCUCCACCAUUAUUUUAUUUUUAUAGCAAAAAAAGCCCUGCCCAUCGCCUGCAGCUGGGAUCCUGAGGGUACUUGCACUUGGAAGGGGCGUGAGAGUUACACCAGGCCACUGGGUGCAAAAGGGGGGGUGCUGUCCCCUUCCCCCGUUAAUUGGUCAGUAGCCCCAGUGUCAGUUAACCUCACUGCUCUGUCUUAGGAACGCUUAGGAAACAGAUGAGUCGCAGGGUGGGGGGGGACCCCAGAGCCUGACUGUUCCAGUGGCCAUAAUGGGGGGGGCGUGAGGGGAGGGGUCCCUGCUUUAUACCAAGGCCCAUGAUGCAUAAAAAUAAUCACUCAACAGCAGCCCAACAAACUGCUCCCUUGAGGUUUAAACCAAAGCCUUGUUCUUUUUCUACUAAAACAAACAGAACCACCUCACAAGCGGCAACACUCGUUGCUCUUUAUUUUCUUUUUGCUUUUCUGUUGACGGUGUUUGUGUAUCCAGAUGUGAAACGAAACCGCUGAGCCGUUUUUUUUCCGAAGCCCGUUGGCGGGACAAACCGGCUUGGACAGAAGGGCCAGGCAGUCUGCUGCGAUGAUCAUGUGAAGAGGUUAGGAAAGUUCCCGAGCAGACAUUCACCACCCCCCUUUCCAGUUUAUAAAUCUAAGCAUUGUGGGGCAAACUCUCUUAUUCCUGUCUGGUCUCUCCUCCAGAGCCAGUGGUUGUGAAAUGUUUGACUGGCUCAGAAAGCAGUUUGUACCGUUCUCACCAAAAUGGUUUGACCCCCAGCAGACAAGAAACCAGACCACAAAAUCCUGGCAUUCUGAUUACCAUCUUCCAGCUGAAGUGCCAAGUAAAGUCUGGUUUUAUCAGUCAUUUUGGAGAGGGACCAAAGUUAGAUUGAGACUAAAAUUUGCCCUAAAAUUGAGCACUGACCUCCACCUUUGGACUGGGAUUUUUCAAAAGGCACCCGACUCUCAUUGACUUUCUCUGGGCGUUGGGCACUUCAUUUCUUCAAACGUGUUUGAAAACCCCAAUCCUUAAGCUUCUGAAAUAAGUGGUCUGAUUACUUUUUUUAUUUUUUAUUUUUUUGGAAUUGGAGAGCACCCACAGCUGCUUCCGAAGGCCAGGAGAUCUGUAGGUGCCAGCACCUUUGAACAUAGAGCUACUUAUUCGGGGGCUGACGUGUAGAUUUAGGAGUCUGAUGUCAUCCUCAUUUGAACAUGUUGACCUCAGACUAUACCUCUCAAAAGGUGGGAUUCCUGAGCUGCAGAUGAGGGUUUUAAACUCUAGUGGGUCUUGGAACUCAAGUGAGAAGCAAGAUGUUAAUCAGAAUGACACGAUUCUGUUACUUCAGAGCAUUCGGUCCUAGGCCUAGUGAUCUGAGAGAUCUGACCUUUUCAAAGUCACUUUCAGCACUGGUCCAGGCUCGGGAGUUAAUCCCUUUUCAUAAACAUGCUCAGAAAUCAUUUCUCUUCCCUUAUGAUCUGACUGCAGAAAUCUCCACCUAGGUACGUCGUGAAUACGAAAACCAGGCAGGACUGGCCUGGCCUUCAAGGCUUUCUGGGUGUGAUGGAUAGCAAGGUAGCAAUAAAAGGCAAAAUGGCUUGAUUGAGUGUCAUUUUUGAGAUGUCUUCUCCAACAGAGCCCCAAGCUGUCGGUUCUCGCGCAGAAACGAUGCACUUUUCCUGCCGCCUGUCUGCCACUGAGCGGGCAGAACGAGAAGGAAACAAACAUCUUCUCUGAGCAGAGCUGGAAACAAAGCUGAGAGCGAGACGUGGGUCUCCUUUUCUUACUGUCACUUGGUAAAUUCCGUCCUGGGACGCCGGUGCCCCGGUUGGCUGCCGUUUGGGGGAUUUUUACAGCAGGGUUGUGGUCUGAAGAGCAGACUUGUAGAAGUGACAUUAUAGCUGCUGCGUGUGCUCUCUGAUUCACUUCGAAAAAUCCACCUUUUGACUUGCAAAGGCAACCUCUGUGCCACCAACCAUCUCCCACUGAGUGUGGAAACCCAGCUAGCUUAGCUCUACCUCCAGCCUCUAAAGUCCACAGGUGGAGCAGCACUGCUGACCGCUAAUGCCCCUGGCAGGACAUAAUCACCCUUCAGGUGCUCAGCUGGCUCCUGCGGGGCUCCCGGGAGUAAAAACUCCUUUGCCCAGAUCAGAUCCGCUCAGCUUCCCUGACAGCCGAGGAGCUACAGGAAAGCGUCAGUUUUAUAGUCACUUUCUGACCACAACCGCUGCACUGACAUUGUUGAUUUGGUACGAAAUUCAGCUAAGCUUGACCUGACUGUUAUCCCCAGUAGACUGUGAAUAAGUAUGAAGAGCCCCACAACCCCCCCCCCCCCGCCUCCUGUUCCCCUUUUCAAAAGGUAAAACCAACAUAAUAUUCAAGGGGGGGGGGUUUAAACAGGGGGAAAGGGAAGUGCUGAAAUUUAUAAACACCUUUUUUCUGCAGCUUUUUUCUUUUACCUGUAAAAAGAGUCUAAAACAAAGGUAGGAAUUUUGUAAAACUCCAGGUCGCUUUACUUGUGUAAAUAUAUAUCUAUUUUUAAUCAGAUGUAUGAAGAACAAAAAAUAUGAUGUGCAAUACCCCAACCCUCUUCCAGCUCCGCCGCCGCCUCCUUCCUUUCUAUCGAGUUUUCAUUUGUAUGUUGUUAAUGGAUUUGCUGUUGUCUGGGUUUUUUUCCCUUUUUUGUGAGGUUAGACUCGCUUUUCAACAACAAAACUCUCUCUUACCGCAAAAGCUUUUUGUAUUUGUAAUAUAUUGUAAGUAAAUAUUUGUGUAAUGGAGAUAUACUACUGUAAGUUUUGUACUGUACUGGCUGAAAGUCUGUUAUAAAUAAACAUGAGUAAUUUAAUG
Molecule: messenger RNA, 9196 nt
Organism: Gopherus evgoodei (Goodes thornscrub tortoise)
Lineage: Eukaryota; Metazoa; Chordata; Testudines; Testudinidae
Gene: IKZF4
Product: IKAROS family zinc finger 4
Exons: 10
Coding region: 2454-4301 (615 amino acids)
Biological process (GO): regulation of transcription by RNA polymerase II
Molecular function (GO): DNA-binding transcription factor activity; RNA polymerase II cis-regulatory region sequence-specific DNA binding
Source: RefSeq, a predicted model, not a curated record